Megalobrama amblycephala (Wuchang bream) is the source of this 4765-nucleotide messenger RNA. It is a transcript of the gene lrch1, whose product is annotated as leucine-rich repeats and calponin homology (CH) domain containing 1. Gene Ontology annotation, molecular function: protein binding. The record is from RefSeq and is a predicted model, not a curated record. The coding region runs from base 156 to 2519 and encodes 787 amino acids. The transcript has 21 exons. NCBI's taxonomy places the organism in Eukaryota, Metazoa, Chordata, Actinopteri, Cypriniformes, Xenocyprididae.
CUCAGUUCCAUAAAAAAACUGCGCAGACGCGUUAUAGACAGUCAGAUAGCGCACUAGGAGGAAAUUCACCUACUGCUGUUGAGACCAGCACAUUUUCUUUAGGAUAUACCGAUCCCAGAGCCUUUCGACGAGCUUUUUUUCCCGACGGGGCGAAUAUGUCGACGCUGGGACCGGAGCCCCGUCCUCAUUCCCAGCUGCCUUCUGCCGCAUUACAGACGAACCUGAGCGGACUGGGCUCCAACACGAACCUGCCUCUCAACCGGGGCUUGGAGAGAGCUCUGGAGGAUGCGGCGAACUCUGGAUUUAUGAACCUCAGCUCAAGAAAACUGAAAGAAUUCCCUCGGACAGCAUCAAAUUACGACCUAACGGAUACGGUUGAAGCAGAUCUGUCGAAAAAUCGCUUGAUUGACAUCCCGUCAGAGGUGUGUCAUCUGGUCUCCCUGGAAACACUGAACCUUUAUCACAACUGCAUUAGAAACAUUCCUGAUACCAUCAUCAGCCUUCAGUCCCUUACCUGCUUAAACAUCAGCCGGAACCAGCUGUCAGUGCUGCCAGCGUGUGUGUGUGGUCUUCCUCUGCGAGUGCUCAACGCCAGCAAUAACAAACUCAACGCACUUCCAGAAAGCAUUGGCCAGCUCACCAAUCUCAUGGAGCUGGAUGUAAGCUGUAAUGAAAUCACAGCUCUUCCACGCCACAUUGGCCAACUUAAAGCUCUGAGGGAACUCAAUGUGCACCGAAACCUUCUCUGUGUCCUACCAGAGGAUUUGGCAGAUUUACCCCUGGUCAAGUUUGAUUUCUCCUGUAAUAAGGUUUCUACUAUUCCUGUCUGCUAUCGAAAAAUGACCCAGCUCCAAUCAUUACAGCUGGACAUCAAUCCUCUUCAGAGCCCUCCUGCACAGAUCUGCAUGAAGGGCAAGAUUCAUAUAUUUAAAUACCUCGCCAUGGAGGCAUGUCGUAGUGACAAGAUGGCCGAUGCCUUGUACCUUCCUGUCACAGACCGUCUCAGCUUGACAAGGCCCACCAAUGGGAGCACUGAGGACAUUGAUCAGCACAAGAAACUUGACAGUGACUCUGGAGUAGGCAGUGAUAAUGGAGACAAACGCCUUUCUGCUACAGAGCCUUCAGAUGAAGACAGUCUCAGCUUGAAUGUGCCCAUGACCAACAUCACAGAGGAGGAGGGCUUGAGCAAAGACGACUCCAGUGAACACAUCAGCGCCCUGACAGUAGACAGAAGUCCGUCGGAAUCUCUUAAGGAACGUCUGGGUUAUCGAGACUCUGCACUCAGCUCUCCGUUCGUCAACUAUAUCAAAGGUCGAGGUGCUGACUUCGAUGAGCCCCUCAGGAUAGAGGAAGACACCAACUGGGCUUCAGAACAAACGUCAAAGGUCAAUAUGAUCAAUCAGCUAAAGGAAGCUGUGGAGAUGCUGCAGGACCCUAACAGGGUUAAUAUGAACUCGGCUGAUCUUUCUGGUAUUAAGCUUUACCCUGUGGAAAUGGUUACAGUAGAUGAGUCACUCAAUGGCCAAGAGAGUGAUGAGAGUCAGGCCACACCUCAGGCGGCUCCCGGAGAAUGCUGGGAGUUCCAGAGGAAGAGAAAGUACAUUCUAGAACGAGCCCGGCUCGAGGCCCAGCUCGCAUGCCAACAGUAUGCCCUGCACAUGGCACAACAGGGCGACGUGAUUGGCCAGGAAAGAUCAGGUGAUAGUUUUGAGAGCCAAGUUACCAAGAAUGAAGACAAAACCCCAGUUUCCAGCCCCACACUGAGCUCACCUCCCUUUGGUCUGAAGCCCAGAUCAGCUUCACCCUCUGUGCUAUGCUCGACUCCGCCCUGUCCCCUCCCACUUACACAGGCCCUGCCCACCGAUAGAGACACGCCCCCUAGCCCAGCUGAAGGAGACAUGCCAAGCAGUGUGUUUUUCAGGACCCACAAGACUUUGGAGUCAGUGGAUCCUCAGUUCACCAUGAGGAGAAAGAUGGAGCAGCUCAGAGAGGAGCUGGAGCUCAUAGAGCAACUACGAGAGAGUAUUGAGAGCAGACUGAAAGUAGUUCUUCCUGAAGAUCUGGGCUCGUCUCUCAUGGAUGGGGUCGUGCUUUGUCACCUAGUCAAUCACAUUCAGCCGCGUUCAGUGGCCAGUAUCCAUGUACCAUCCCCUGCAGUGCCCAAGCUUAGCAUGGCUAAAUGUCGCAGAAACGUUGAAAACUUUUUGGACGCCUGCAGGAAAAUGGGAGUCCCUCAGUCCUCUCUCUGUUCGGCUUAUGACGUUCUGCAGUGUAACCUGCGUCCGCUCUGGGCCGUGGUCGCGGCCUUGCUCAUGGUGGAGAGCACAGGAACAAGGCAGAAGGAAGGAAAGGUGGAGAGUGGCAGGGAGAGAGAGACAGAGGUCAAGAAGCUUAUCCCCGAGUCCACUCAGACUCCACCUCCUUCCUGGCAAAUAUGGGAUCUGAUUGGCUCAAGUCUGCUGCACGUUUUCUGUCUGGUGAUGCUGUUUGUGGCCUACAGCUGGAGCGAAUUUAAAUAACAUACAUGCACUAAAAACACAAAUAACACAUCAUAUCAUUUAUUGGUCCUGGAAAGCACAUUGGACAGUUUCUGAUGGCCACACUUAAGAAAGUCUGUCUUAAAAUAGACACUGCCUGUUUUUUGAAGGAGCAAAUUUGAAUUUGUUAAAACGGUAUCACUUUACAAUAAGGAUCCAUUAGUUAACAUUAGUUAAUAUAUUAACUAAAAAUGAGCAAUACAUUUGUUACAGUAUUUAUUAAUCUUUGUUAAUGUUCAUUAAUGUUUAUUCAUAUUAGUUCACAGUCCAUUAACUAAUGUUAGCAAACACAACUCUUGAUUUUAAUAAUGUAUUAGUAAAUGUUGAAAUUAACAUUAACUAAGAUUAAUAAAUGCUGUAGAAGUAUUGUUCAUUCUUAAUCUAUGUUAACUAAAGUAGUUAACUAAUGUUAACUAAUGAACCUUAUUGUAAAGUGUUACCGUAAAAAAAAACAAAUGCAAAAAACAGGUUUGUGAUGGAUAGUUUCAUACGUUUAACCAACGCUUACAUCUUAACUUUGCUAUGGUGAAACCAAACAUAACACAAUACAUUUUUGUAAGAACAACAUGUGCUCUUUAAUAUAGGAACUUGAUGUUUUCAUGUUUGAGGAAGUAUUAUUUAUUAGUUGGUGAAUAUAAUAUUUAUUAGUCUUUGCAAAAUGCUAAAGAAACCAUCUUUAAACAGACGUUUUACAAACAUGUACGCGGAAGGUGCACUGAGCACUUUAAUAAGGAAUGAAAAAUGGCCACGUUCUCACUCACUUUCACCUCUUUCUGAAUCCCGUUGCAGAAAGUUGAAUUUCAGCAGUCAUGACGCUGAUAUUUUGUUGGUCAUCUUGAAAAAUGCACAUAUAAACAAUAUAAGUGGUAUAGUUACUAGCAUCUGCAUGACAAAACUAAAAUAAUAGAAAUGGAUACGGAGGUCUUGCCUCAUGCCAAUCAUGCCGGCGACCAGCAAUGUAUCGACAGGAAUCAAGCGCACAUUUAGUCUACUUCAAAAAAUAAAAAACAAUUUACAGAUGAUAAUAUGAGAACACUUGAGUAAGUGAAGGCCCAGAUGUCAUUAAAGCAAAACGAUAGCUUUGCUUUGCACAGAAGUCUUGUAUGGUGAGGUUAAAUCUAUGAUUAAAAAUAUUAAUCAUUAGCAUAAGGGCUAAUUAAUCUGAUGGAUGUUAAAAGCAGCAACUUUUGGUUAACAGUGUAUUUAAAGAUCAGCAGUCAAGGACUGAUCUUUUCAAGUUGAUGUGUUAUUGAAAAUUAUUAAAUAUCCUGCACAGUCAUAAAUGAUUACAGUGUUAUUUUAUCCAAAACUCCAUCAAUAGCAUUUUUUUUAUUCUCUUUACGAGAGAUCAGAAUAGGACUAAUGAAUCGUUUCUUUAAUUUCCUGUUCAUUAGAAAAACAAAAUGGCAUACGGUGUGAAGCAAACCUAUUUUUUAAUUAAUGUAGUGAGCAUCAUUCCACAGAGAUGUGACUAAUCCAAACCAAACAAUGAGGAAUAAUGGGGUCUUCAUGAAGAUUUUCUUCAUGUAUUCUAUCAGUGAUCUGUAAUAAAGGGCUGAAGCAGGUUUUUAAAUUAUGAAAUAUCAGAUUAACACAAUUUGUAUGAGUUCAGUAAUUGAGUAAUCAGUGUAGUGGUUGUAUGUAAUUAACUGCUUUGAAGGUCUGAUUCUUGAUUCUAAUUGGUCUCUUCUAAUUGGAUCCUCCGAUUCUAUUUUAGGUUCUGAUCUUUAUCUCACAUAAUAGACUGACCUUGUUCAUCUCAUCACAGAUAAAAGGAACCAUUAAAAGGAGUUAGUAAAUGAACAGACAGUGAUGUCACCAAGGCCUCUUGACAUCAUUUCCUCAAAAUACAAAAUACUUUGAACCUUAUCUGUGCGAUCACAUCUGUUAUAAUUGGCUCUGCUUUCAUCAUCCAGUUUGCUAAAAAUAAAAUGCAAUAUUGACUCUUCAGGACCUUUUGUUUGGUAUAAUUUCCCAGUUAUUUCCUCAUUUCUCAAAAAGCUACCAAAUGCAAAAAGUGUUUGUAUUACUUUAAAGGCUUAAAUGAGACUGCAUGGGUUGCUCUGACAGUUCAGCUGCUUCUGUUUGUUCAGCUCUAGACUCUUUGACUCCUCUCAGUGUUGAAUUAUGUGCAGUGCUGCUGCUGCUGCUGCUAAUGGACUUUGUACGGCAUUGUGGUUUUUACGACCCUGUAUAUGAAAAGGAAUAAAUGUACAGUUUGGGUUGUU